UGCAGGCAAAGAUGGCGGUGCGGAAGAAAGACGGCGGCCCGAAUGUAAAAUAUUUUGAAGCAUCAGACACCGUUUCCCAGUUUGAUAAUGUCCGCGUGUGGCUGGGGAAGAAUUACAAAAAGUACAUCCAGGCCGAGCCCCCCACCAACAAAUCCCUGUCGAGCCUUGUGGUCCAGCUGCUGCAGUUCCAGGAGGAAGUGUUUGGUAGACAUGUCAGCAACCCCCCACUGACUAAACUGCCGAUGAAGUGUUUCCUGGACUUCAAGUCGGGAGGAGCUCUCUGCCACAUCCUGGCUGCUGCCUACAAGUUCAAAAGUGACCAAGGAUGGCGCAGGUUUGACUUCCAGAAUCCAUCGAGGAUGGACCGAAAUGUGGAGAUGUUCAUGACCAUUGAAAAGUCCUUAGUUCAAAACAACUGCCUGACCAGACCCGUCAUCUACCUGAGUUCUGACAUUGAACCAAAGCUGCUUGGAAAGUUGAAAGACAUCAUCAAAAGACAUCAGGGCACAGUGACAGAGGACAAGACCUCGAGUUCCCAUGUCGUGGUGCCUAUUCCUGCCAGUCUGGAGGAAGAGGAGUGGGUGCGUCCCGUGAUGAAGAGAGAUAAGCAAGUUCUGCUUCACUGGGGAUAUUUUCCUGACAGUUAUGACACCUGGAUCCCUGCCAGUGAGAUUGAGGCAGCAGUGGAGGAUGCUCCAAGUCCAGAAAAGCCCAGAAAGGUCCAUGCGAAGUGGAUUUUAGACCUGGACCAGUACAAUGAGUGGAUGAACGAGGAGGACUAUGAGGUGGGUGAGGGCUGUCCCAAGAGAAAGAGGAUCUCUGCCAAGACUCUGACAGAUGAGGUGACAACUCCAGAUGAGCGGAGGGACAAAAAACCCAGCAGUGCCAAGAAGAGGAAGCGCUCGCCAUCACCCUCCCCCACCCCUCCACCUCAAGAGAGCAAGAAGAAGAACACCAAAAAAGGGCCAACGACGCCAUACACCAAGUCUAAACGGGGUCAGAGGGAGGAGGAGCAGGAGGACCUAUCCAAGGACUUGGAUGAAGCGUCUCCUGUUCCAGCGUCUGAAGAGGGAAAUACAGCAAAGACAAAUAGCACCAAAAAGGACUCAGAUUCAACUCCAGUCAAAGGAGGGACAGAAAUGGAUGAGCAAGAGGACGAAUCAAUGGAAACGACAGGAAAGGAAGAGGAGGAAGGCUCUCCGAGUGUGAAGGGGGAACCAGUGAAGGGCUCAGACCUUCACGAGGACAACGUGACUGAGCAAACACACCACAUCAUCAUACCCAGCUAUGCUGCCUGGUUCGACUACAACAGCGUUCAUGCCAUAGAGCGCAGAGCUCUACCAGAGUUUUUCAAUGGGAAAAACAAAUCUAAAACGCCUGAAAUUUACCUGGCAUACAGAAACUUCAUGAUUGACACCUACAGACUGAACCCUCAGGAGUACCUGACCUCCACCGCCUGCCGUAGGAACCUGGCAGGAGAUGUUUGUGCCAUAAUGAGGGUCCACGCAUUCCUGGAACAGUGGGGACUGAUCAACUACCAGGUGGACUCCGAGAGCCGGCCCACACCCAUGGGUCCCCCGCCCACCUCUCAUUUCCACGUCCUGGCAGAUACUCCCUCCAGUCUGGUGCCACUGCAGCCCAAGACAGCCCAGACCCCUGCCACCCAGCAGAUGAUGUCAUUCCCAGAUAAGGUGAAGGACAAGCCAUCAGAUCUGCAAAACUUUGGUCUGCGGACUGACAUGUACAACAAAAAGACCGGAUCUGCAAAGAACAAGACUGCAGCAAGCUCCAUGAGAGACUGGACAGAGCAAGAAACACUACUAUUACUUGAGGGCCUGGAGAUGUACAAGGACGACUGGAACAAAGUGUCUGAACAUGUGGGCAGCCGUACGCAGGAUGAGUGCAUCUUGCAUUUCCUGCGGUUGCCCAUUGAAGACCCAUACUUGGAGGACAGUUCCUCGUCUCUGGGACCACUAGCGUACCAGCCAAUACCUUUCAGCCAAGCAGGAAACCCUGUCAUGAGCACAGUGGCCUUCCUUGCUUCUGUAGUCGACCCACGAGUGGCCUCUGCUGCAGCCAAGUCUGCUCUUGAGGAGUUUUCGCGUAUGAAGGAGGAGGUACCUGCCGCGCUUGUUGAGGCUCAUGUGCGGCGGGUGGAGGAAGCAGCGAGGGUCAGCGGCCGUCAGGAUCCUCUGUACGGCCUGGAGGGAAGUGGUAUCGCUGGCACCGGGCUGGAGGAGGGAGAGAGACCUGAUGAAAGCAAUGAUGAAAAUAAGAGUGAUAGUCAAUCAAAUGAGGAGAAGAGAGAAGCUAAGGACAGCAAAGAGGGAGCGACGGAGGAAGAGGAGAAGCAGGCGGAGAAUGGGAAGAAGGAGGAGGAAAGAGGACGAGAAGCAGAGGGAGAGAGGGAGGCAGACAAGACAGAGCCUGAAAUGGGUGAUGGGGAGAAGGAGAAGGAUGGAAAAGAGGGAACAGAAGAAGGACAAAGAGAGGGCGAGAGUGAAGGAGAAAGGAAGGCUAAGGUGGAACGUGAUGUCGGGGAAGGAAACCUGGCAACUGCUGCUGCCUCCGCCUUAGCGGCUGCUGCUGUCAAAGCCAAGCAUUUGGCAGCAGUGGAAGAGAGGAAGAUCAAAUCUCUCGUCGCUCUGCUCGUGGAGACUCAAAUGAAGAAGCUUGAGAUAAAACUGCGACACUUUGAAGAACUGGAAACCAUCAUGGACAGAGAGAGGGAGGCGCUGGAGUACCAGCGGCAGCAGCUACUUGCCGACCGUCAGUCCUUCCACAUGGAGCAGCUGAAGUACGCUGAGAUGAGGGCUCGUCAGCAGCACUUCCAGCAGAUUCAACACCAGCAGCACAACCAAGCGGGGGGUCCUCACUCCACCCAGACACCCUCAGGUCCGCCACAGCAAGGAGCGACUGCAAGUCAACCAGCUCCCAGCACACCAGCACCACCGGCAGCGCCCAGUCCCGCACCAGCAUCCUCUUCAGCCCCAGCUCCCGAGUCCCAAUCACAUCAAGGCGCUCAUACCUCGCCGCCCGGCCCCCCAGGCCAGGCCCCGCCUGCUCACUCCAGCUCCAGCACUACACCUGCACUCAAUGAAUCGAGUGCCCCUGUUCCCGGAGAGACACUCCACAUUGCAGCACCCGUCCCUCCACCACAGUGAGAGAAAAAAGAAGAUAAAUUGCUUGAGAAUGACUGACCACGUCAAAACCUGCCUGUAUCAUCUGAAAUGAAGAAUUUAUCAACCGAAGGAAGACAUAGAACACAUUUUAUAUUUUCAGUUCCCAAAAGGACGGUCGAUGUGUGACAAAAAAAAAAAAAAAAAAUGACAAACUUAUAUCCACCUCCCUCUUGACUGUCUAUUCAAACAGAAGUCCACUUCGAAUUGAAUCGACUCUUGAGGAAAAUUGUUUUUCAUCCUGUGGUCAACUGGACAGCAGCAUCUCAACUCAGAAUUGUAAGUGCAACACCAGAGAUCUUAGGUAAAUGUAGAUGGUCUUACCAACAUGCCAGCAUUCAAGGAAAAGAAGAGAAAAGACUCAUAUUUUGUGUUCAGUGUUAUGGGAAUUGUUGCAUUUAUUUUCCUGCAACAGUUUGUCAGCUUGUGAAGACUCAUACUUCACAAUCUCUCCAGAGGCCCCAACCUCCCCACCCCAUACUGUAGGUACGUAUUAAGAUUUAUGUAAGUAAAAAAAAAAAAUACAAAAAGAAAGCACUUUUUUAUUGUUUCCCAAGGUCUUGCCAAAAGACUUAAAGCAUCCAUCAAAUUAAACUUUAGCACUUAUAUCGUCCUUUUGUUUUCUUAAAUACUUUGCCCUGCAGAAGAUUUGGAAAACUGAAUUGGAGACUUUAGUCUUUCCUCUAUUUUUAUGUAACACAAAUAAAUGGUCAUUCCACAGGGUCAUCCCUGAAGUUUACAUGAUUGCAGCCGUGAAAAGUCUGUAGUGAAGGAAAAGAUGUCGGUCCAAGAAGCCUGUUUGAAAUUACAUGAACCUCGUUUGAAUGCAGUUUGAGACAAUGUACUGUAGAUUGGAUUUGCUGUUACAAACACAUAUUUUGUUAUCCUGUAACGAUACUAUGGAAACUAUUUGAAAGUACUGGGAGCUUGAGGUCCUGAAAAGACCUCCCUUUGAUCAUUUUAAAAUGUUAAUUCCUACAGUUUUUAGAAGCACUUAGAGAAAAACAUUUCAAUGUUUGCAAGCGUGGAUGACGGGAAGCAUCCAGGCUGUAGUUCAAUGAGGGACGUAGUUGUGUUUGGGAGCUAGAUGACUGAAGAACACCUGGAAUAAAAUGGUUAGUGACCUUUUGGCGACCAUAAAUGUACUUAUUCAGAAUUUGGUUCUGUGUCAUCAACUAAGCCAAACUGUUUUUAUAAUCAUGUUGAUAUCACUUUUAUUCAGUGAGUUGUAUUGUGAUUGCUUGGGAAGUGUGUAGGAUUUUAAGCAGCUUGUUUUCCGCGGUGCAUUUGACAUUAAAGAUGGAAGAAACGUUAACCUUGUCAAAGACGAGGGAGCACCUUAAAACAGCUGACAAUGGAGAACUGUGUCCUUAAUAUCUGCAACAAUAUCCUCACUUUAAUCCUGUCAUUUUAUAUAUUUUUUUAAAUGUUUUUUCUUUGAUACGUCAACAUUGUGACUGUAUAUUAUUACCCUUGUAGCCUGUAUUUACCCUCUCAAAUGUUUGAUGCAGACAGUUUAGCUGGGUCUGUCUGAGAUGUGACUGUGAUCAAGUGUGUAUGUGGAACGCAUGCCAUUAGGUAAAUCAUGUUACCGCUCAGUUUUUAUUUAAGUGCCAUCAGUCGUGUGUUCAUCAAGCUGGAAGAAAAAAAAAGAAAAAAAAACUGCUUCGUUCUGCACACGGCGCGUCACAUCAGUAUCAUGAAGUUUAACCCAGUUGAUGGUGAAACUUUGCAGUUAAUGUCCGUCAAGCCAGUAUUGCAGUGCUCACCACUGCCGUGAGCCUAAAUGGACUUCUUUUAUCUGUGUUAUGACAUUGUGUGGAUUUUGUGAUAUGAAAUAAGUGUACGUUCAGUUUCUGUAUGUUUUUCACUUUGCUGAAGGUAGCAGCAGUUACGUUAUACAGUAGAAAAUUGAAUUUUUUUUCCCCGGUCUGUAAAAUCCUCACAUUAGUGCUGAAAGUUACUAUGGCAGUUUGUAAGAAAAGACGUCAAAACCGGUUUUAAUUACAAAAUGUUCGAGAAAAAAUAAAAGUGUGAAGAAGGGUCACCAAGGGGCGUGAUUUGUUUACCGGCAACAGUCGAAUCGCUUAGACUAAAUCUAGAUUGAUUUAGGACAUAUUUCUUGAUUCAUGUUUACAUAUAUUCACUUAAAGAUAAAACACCCAACAGCCCUUUUAUGAAAAGCUCAAAUGUUGGGAAGCCAUAAACACCUAUACUUUGAGAACAUGCCAGAUUUAAAGGAACUUGCAUAUGUUUUUUGGUUUUUAAUUUAAACCUUUAGGCUUUGAAAUCAGGGUUUUUGACUAAAAUCAGUCAUACAGGCAACUUUUGUCAAUCUGUACUCAAUUAAAAUGUUUUUAUACAGUU
Cololabis saira (Pacific saury) is the source of this 5546-nucleotide messenger RNA. It is a transcript of the gene smarcc2, whose product is annotated as SWI/SNF related, matrix associated, actin dependent regulator of chromatin, subfamily c, member 2. Gene Ontology annotation, biological process: positive regulation of DNA-templated transcription. Gene Ontology annotation, molecular function: histone binding; nucleosomal DNA binding. The record is from RefSeq and is a predicted model, not a curated record. The transcript is spliced from 26 exons. Lineage: Eukaryota; Metazoa; Chordata; Actinopteri; Beloniformes; Belonidae. Bases 12 to 3164 code for a protein of 1050 amino acids. Gene Ontology annotation, cellular component: npBAF complex; nBAF complex; SWI/SNF complex.